Chironomus riparius is the source of this 2439-nucleotide messenger RNA. The record is from the annotation of a GenBank genome assembly. Lineage: Eukaryota; Metazoa; Arthropoda; Insecta; Diptera; Chironomidae.
GCCCGAUACAGAUGGGAGGGAAAAUAAAAAAAAAGCAAAAGUUAAAAACUUUAAAUGUUAUUAUGUGCAAGCAUGCAGACAUCUAUAGUUUUUAACCGGUUUUUCGACAACAAACAAAAUUCAAUUGUGACUCGAACACUUUCGUCCAAAAAAGAAGAAGCAAGUAAAAAGAUAAUUGUUGUAUUCUCUUUGAACUUAACAUUGAAAAUUUGCCAACAGUCUCGGUGCGGUCUCCAAAGAGUGCGGUAAUGAUAUUAAAGUAUUAAAAUAAAUAAUAUUGCUCAUAAUAAGUUAUUCGAUUUCUUUCUGUGAACAUUCUAUUGUGCAUGUAAAAUACAAAUGCUUUGCACAAUCGAAUAGAAGAAUAAAAAACGUAAUCCUUUAUUUCUACAAUGAUCUUUAUUGACUCGCCAUCAAGGAAUAUCGUGUAUUAAAAGUUAAAAAUAGACGUAAGCAAUUUUUCAAUAAAAGAAGUAGAAAAUUGCAAACUGUGUCAUGAGCAAACAGUUGAUCGAAAUCGACAAGUCAAGUGGUAUCAAAUAAAUUGAAAGACAUUCUCGUUCAAGAAACAAUUUUAAGGAGCUUUUCAGAAAAAAACCCUUCACUGUCAAACGAAGGACUUGUCGUAAUUCUCAUGAUGUUAAAAAUGUUAAAGUGACUAAUCUUCUUAUAUCAAAAUGAAUAGUCGGGAACGAAUAAGGAUUUGCAAACAACAGGAACGUGGGGGAUCACUUAAUGCAAACCUUGUAAUACGUCGAUUAACAGUGUUGUGUGAAGGCAGGCAAUAUGUUGAAGCUGCACAUUUAAUUAAUCGUCUUAGUUCAUCUGCAUUAUGUAUGGUUGCAUGUGAAAUGCCAUUAGAUUUAUUGGCUGAAGCAUUACCUUACAGUUCCACACUAUUGGAAUGUCUCUUUUGCAGAUUAAAUUCAUUAUUGAAAGACAAUUGUAAAGCAAGCAGUAACUCAAAGCCAAACGUGUCAGUUGAUGGAAUUAUAUGGCAUUUAGUAAAAUUAUUUGGCAGCCCAUAUGAAUACACUCUAAUGAAAAAAUGUGAAAAACUCGUGUUGUAUAUUGGAUUAUGGAAAUCUGAAAUCAAAUGUGAAUUGAAGGAAAAGGAAAAGUUGAUGGAAACAGCAAUACAAGGUUUAGGAUUUCAUGGAUUAACACAUCUGACAAAUGAAAAUGGAAAUUUCAUUUCACUCCAAUCGGCCAUAAAAUCCUCACUUCAAUUACACAUUGAGACAUAUAAGCAUGCCAUAAAUAUAAUUGAUGAGUCUGAUAGUCAUUCUAAUUCUGAUCCCGCAAAUUCUUCACAUCAAAGACUUUUAUCACUUAAGUACGAUGACAUACAGAAAAGACUUAUAAGCAAUAAAACUCUACUGACCAAAUUAGAAGUACCUUCAUUGAGGCAAUUAUACGAACUAGUUGAAAAUUUAAAGCAAAGAGUCGAGAAGGACAAAGAGGCUUUAGUAUGUAUGAAUCACAUAAAGAAGUAUGAUAAGGAUGUCAAUUUUAAAGAAUGUGCUGCCGCAAAAAUAAUGAUGGAGACGAUGAAAGGCUGCAAAAUUGUAGAAUCGCUGAUGAAUGUAGCAUUAAAUGAGAAUUUAAAUUCCAAAUCAUUAUCUCAGCAUAAAGGAGACAAUAAUUCUGAAAGUGACGGAUAUCAUUCAGAUCAUUCGGAUGGCUCAGAAUCUGAUGAGCACAAAAUUCUCGUUGAUGAAUACAAUUUGAUGUUUAAAAGCUUACGGCUUGACACUUUCAAAUCACUCAGUGAAUCAAACAAUUUUCAUAUUGCAGAAUCUGUUAAGUUGAAAAUUUUAUUUUCCAUCGUUGUCAUAGCAUUCAGACUGUGCCAUAAUUUGCGAGAAAGAAAGCUUUCGGAGACAAAACGAAUACUCUGUGUUCGUGCACAUGACAGUACAGAUAGACAUCGAGAUGCCGCUAAUGCAAUAGAAAAUUCAAUUCGGAAUUAUUUGCAAUCGACGUGUGACGUUUUCUGUCUCGAUGAAGUUGAGAACUCUAUAUCAACUCAGAUUUACACAACAUUGCAUGGAUAUUCCUGCAUAAAUCAAUUACUCGAUACCCUAAGCAUUUACAUCGAGAAAGUAUCGAGACUAGCAUGGAAAUUGAGCAAUCAAAUACCGCCAUAUAAUCUAGAUGCUGACUUCACCCUUAGUACAAUAAAUCAAAACAAACACGCUAGAACAUCUCGGUCGAAUCAAAAUUCCACGAUUAUACAACAAUUUUUGUGGCCUGCAUUAUUACGAGAUAAUAAAUGUGUAUCUAAAGCAAUUGUUGUUACCUAAAUCAAUUUACUGUAAUUUAAUAUAUAUCAUGUUUUUAUUCAAUCUUUAUUGUAUUUUUAUUUUUUUUUUUUGAAUGUCUAUUUUCUGUAAUAAUCUAUCCGAGAAAUAAAUUUUAUUUAUUAUUGUUUGAACG